Ascochyta rabiei is the source of this 678-nucleotide messenger RNA. RefSeq names its product peroxiredoxin 1. Bases 1 to 678 code for a protein of 225 amino acids. NCBI's taxonomy places the organism in Eukaryota, Fungi, Ascomycota, Dothideomycetes, Pleosporales, Didymellaceae. Gene Ontology annotation, cellular component: cytosol; mitochondrion. The transcript is spliced from 2 exons. Gene Ontology annotation, molecular function: peroxiredoxin activity. Gene Ontology annotation, biological process: cellular oxidant detoxification; cellular response to oxidative stress; cell redox homeostasis. The record is from RefSeq and is a predicted model, not a curated record.
AUGUCUAACGAGACCCUCCGUCUGGGCAGCACUGCCCCCAACUUCAAGGCUGAGACCACCCAGGGUCCUAUCGACUUCCACGAGUUCAUCGGUGACAACUGGGUCAUCCUCUUCUCCCACCCUGAGGACUACACACCCGUCUGCACCACCGAGCUCGGUGCUUUCGCCAAGCUCGAGCCUGAGUUCACCAAGCGCGGCGCAAAGCUCAUUGGUCUCUCCGCAAACACCAUCGACAGCCAUGAGGGUUGGAUCAAGGACAUUGAUGAGAUCUCCGGCUCCCAGCUGAAGUUCCCCAUCAUUGGCGACAAGGAGCGCAAAGUCGCUCUUGCAUACGACAUGAUCGACCACCAGGAUGCUACCAACGUUGACUCCAAGGGUGUCGCGUUCACUAUCCGCUCCGUCUUCAUCAUCGACCCCAAGAAGACGAUCCGUUUGAUCCUCUCUUACCCCGCCUCCACUGGCCGCAACACCGCUGAGGUUCUCCGUGUCCUCGACUCCCUGCAGACCGGCGACAAGCACCGCAUCACCACUCCCAUUAACUGGGUACCUGGUGACGACGUCAUUGUUCACCCUGGUGUCAAGAACGAGGAGGCCAAGACGCUCUUCCCUGAUUUCCGAAUUGUCAAGCCCUACCUGCGAUUCACUCCUCUCCCCAAGGAGAAGACCACUGCCGCAUAA